GAGAGCGUGCGCUCGCGACUACGCGACGCGCGGCGUCGGAGGCCUGAGAAGCGCGAAGGUUGUCAGGGCAGAAACCCGCCCGGGCGCUCCGACACCCCGCCCCUGAGGCCCCACCCCGGCACGAGGAGAUGGCGGCGGCCCGCGGGCUCUGGGGUUGUGAGGACCCGAGCCGCUGGGCCGCGGUCCUGGAGCGCCACGGGGAGGUGCUGCGUGCGCGCGCGGGCCCCCAGGGGCGGCUGGAAGCCCUGGACCGAUGGUAUCGAGAGGAGUUGCCCGCGGCCAUCGAGGGCCGGGCGGAGAAGCACGUGACACGCGACGAGCUGGAGCAGCUGCUUGCGUGGAAGCUGGAGAGGGGCCGCUUCCGGCCGCGCCUGCAGCAGCUCGUGACCUCCAACUACCCGGAGCUGGUGGUGCAGCGCUCCGCCGCCGCCUUUAAUCUCCUGCCAGACAUGCACGCAGCGGUGACGGAAUUGUGCACCCUCCGGGGCGUGGGCCCGGCUACCGCCUCGGCGGUCUUGGCUGCCAGAGCUCCCGAGGUGGCAGCCUUCAUGUCUGAGGAGGCAGUGGCCGCAGUGCCCGGUCUGCCAGCCCUGCGCUACACCCUCAAGCACUACCUGCUCUACCUGGGCCUGGUGCAGGAGCGUGCCACAGCCCUGAGCCAAGGCAGUGCCUCAGGGCUGUGGACCCCUCACCAUGUGGAGACAGCACUAUGGACCUGGGCUGUAGGGCAGAAGCUGUGCCCUGACUUGCUGCCUGACCUCGGUCCCAGCCCAGCUACCCCUGAGGACACCAGGCCAGCCAAGAAGCGCAGGACCCAGGCCGACUGAGUUGGUUGUGGCCCAGAGUUUGCUCACCUAUUCUGUGAUCUCAGGCUAUAAUCUCUGGACAGGAGGCUGUCUGCUGUAUCAGCUCAAUAAAUGCUUGCUGAACUCAAA
Messenger RNA from Hippopotamus amphibius kiboko, 935 nucleotides. RefSeq lists its product as uncharacterized. Lineage: Eukaryota; Metazoa; Chordata; Mammalia; Artiodactyla; Hippopotamidae. The record is from RefSeq and is a predicted model, not a curated record. The transcript has 5 exons. The coding region runs from base 129 to 827 and encodes 232 amino acids.